GUGGCGUCGCCGAAGCGAAACUUAUAUACACAAUUACACAUCUCUCGACUGCGGCGUCGCGCGGCGCCGACUCCACCCGCUCCUCUCCCCGGCAAUGCCUCCGCCGGCCAUCGCCGCCACCUCCGCGGCGCACCUCGUCUCGCCGGAGUCGCUCGCCGCGGCGGGGCGCGCGGCGGAGCGGCUGAGCCUCCCGGCGCUGCAGUCGAAGAUGAAGUGCGACCCCGAGGGCUACGCGGCGGAGCUCCUCCUCCUCCGCCGCCACUUCGACUCCUCCCUCCACCUCUUCCGCCACCACUCCGCCCUCAACCCCUCCUCCUCCGCCUCCGACCACGCCGUCGCCAAGGAGGUCGGCGACCUCGCUAUGUUCCUCGCCCACGUCGCCCCCUUCUACCCGGACAAGCUCGCCGAUUUCCCCUCCCAGGUCGCCGAUCUCCUCCGCUCCGACGCCCGGUCCCUCCCCUCCUCCCUCCGCGUCCACCUCGCACAAGCCCUAAUCCUUCUCGUCAAUCGCAAGAUUGCUGAGCAUGGCGACACAUUAGAAUUGUUUAUGGACCUUCAAACUCUCGGCGACCGUACAUUGAGAAAACUGGCCUUUUCACAUGUUGUGCACAGCAUUCGACGGAUGAAUCAAAAACAUAAAAAUGAGCCCAUGAACCGCAAAUUGCAGAAUAUUCUCUUUUCAAUACUACAGGGCGAAGAAGAACUAAGAGCCAAAAGGUCUCUUACUGUUCUUUGUGACCUUCAUCGGCGGAAGGUGUGGUUUGAUGAUCGAACAGCAAACGGCAUAUGUGCAGCAUGUUUCCACCCAUCUUCAAGGAUUAUGAUAGCUGCUCUUUCUUUCCUUCUCGGGUAUGAACAAGUUGAAGAAGAGGAUGAGAGUGAAGCCUCCAGUAGUGAAGAUGAUACCGCUGAACCAUCGCAAGUCAUUCUUAGCAGAGAGGCUGUUUACAAGGCACAUCACAAGGGUACCACUGCUAGCAAGAAAAAGAAGAAAGCUAAACUGCAGCGUGCUGUUCGUAGCAUGAAAAGACAACAAAAAAUAGCCUCGCAAAAUAACAGUUCCAAUUACUAUUCUCCCCUCACAUAUCUAAAAGAUCCACAGGGUUUUGCUGAAAAGCUGUUUUCUCGACUUCAGAAAUGUAAUGAGCGAUUUGAGGUUAGGAUGAUGAUGUUAAAAGUAAUUUCUAGGACUAUUGGGUUGCAUCGUUUGAUAUUGUUAAAUUUCUAUCCAUUUCUUCAAAGAUAUGUUCAGCCUCAUCAACGUGAUGUCACGACUUUGCUUGCUGCGGCAGUCCAGGCCUGCCAUGAUAUGGUGCCGCCUGAUGCUGUGGAACCACUAUUUAAACAGAUAGUAAAUCAGUUUGUGCACGACCGCUCUCGCACAGAGGCUAUUGCCGUUGGACUGAAUGUUGUGAGAGAGAUCUGUCUGCGGAUGCCUCUGCUGAUGAAUGAGGACUUGCUUCAAGACCUAGUUCUAUACAAGAAGUCGCACGAGAAAGCAGUUUCGACAGCUGCUCGAUCAUUAAUUACUCUAUUCAGAGAGAUAUGCCCUUCUCUUUUGGUCAAGAAAGAUCGUGGCCGUCCAAUUGAUCCAAAAGCGAGACCAAAAGCUUUUGGAGAGGUCAAUGUGGCCAGCAAUGUACCUGGACUUGAGUUGCUGCAAGGACAUGUUGAUGAUGAUAUUGAUGAUGAUGAUGAAGAUGAAGGUUCUGAGGGAGAUCAAGAAAAUGAUGACGACGAAGUAGAUGAGGUAGAGGGGGAUGAUCAUGUUAGAUCUGAAGGUGAAGAUGAAGAAUUAACAGAUGGUGCUGAUGGAGAUGGGAGCUAUGAUGACUCUGGUGAUGAUGAUGAUAAUGAUGACGAUGGUGAAGAAGAAGAGGAGGAUGAUGAAGAUGAUGAAGUGGUGACUAAAAAGGUUAAAGAAGAGCCUAAUAUUAACGACCAUGAUAAUGAUGAUGAGGAUGAUGAUGAUGAUGAUGAUGAUGAUGGUGAUGGUGAUGAUGAUGGUGGUGGUGGUGGCGAGGGCACUCACCCAGUUAGUAGUGAUGAGGAAAAGGUGAAAGAAGAUGAAUUAUUGAGAGGAGAGAAGAGAAAGUUGUCGGAUUUCAUUGGGCAGCUAAAUGCUGCAGAUGUGAGCCUUCGAGCUUUAAAGAGAGUUGCAGGCUCUCAAAGGGCACGAAAUUUGCCUAAUGAAACUGAUGGAAUACUUUCUAAUGAAGAUUUCCAGCAUAUUAAGGAGCUGAUGGCAAAGAAAGAUGCUAAGCUCUCCAUGGCUCGGGAAGGUCUUUCAGCAAAGGGUUCAGAUUCCAGAAUAAAAAUCCCUUCUUCUGAGCAGCUUAGUGUAAAACGUGUCGAUCCUGCUAAACUUGAGGUAAACAUUAAAAGAAAGCGUACCAGUGAAGAGAAAUUGGCGGCAGUGAAAGCUGGGAGGGAGGAGAGAGGAAAGUACCAGGCUAGGACGGCCGUGAAGCAGAAAAAGACUGGCGGGCUGAGUAACCGGCAGAAAGAGCACAAGAAGUCGAUGCCUUCCGCCGCGAAGAGGGCGAAGGCGGUUCGUUCGCGACAAGAGAGGAAGAAGAAACAAAGGCACUCCGGCAAGAAUUUCUUGGGCAAAAAAGCUUGGAAAUAGGGGAAAAAAAAAUUCACCUAUAAAUUUGCCUCUCCCUUUUGUACUCAAGCAUCUAAAAUUUUGACUUGUACUAUUUUUUGCCUUAUUUAAUGAGGAACAUAAAUCUUAGGUUUUUGUUGGUUGGCAGUGAGUGAAAGGUGUUAGUAAAUUGGCAAAUGUUGAUAGAGAAAAUUUAGGUCUUGAUUUGUGGCCUUAACCUUUUUGUUUUUUCCUACUUAAAUUUUAUGUGGUUUCCUGUGUA
Messenger RNA from Ananas comosus (pineapple), 2870 nucleotides. RefSeq names its product protein SDA1 homolog. Gene Ontology annotation, biological process: ribosomal large subunit export from nucleus; ribosomal large subunit biogenesis. NCBI's taxonomy places the organism in Eukaryota, Viridiplantae, Streptophyta, Magnoliopsida, Poales, Bromeliaceae. The record is from RefSeq and is a predicted model, not a curated record. The coding region runs from base 95 to 2629 and encodes 844 amino acids. Gene Ontology annotation, cellular component: nucleolus. The transcript is spliced from 15 exons.